This is a messenger RNA of Talaromyces atroroseus, 2631 nucleotides long. RefSeq lists its product as hypothetical. The coding region runs from base 1 to 2631 and encodes 876 amino acids. NCBI's taxonomy places the organism in Eukaryota, Fungi, Ascomycota, Eurotiomycetes, Eurotiales, Trichocomaceae. Gene Ontology annotation, cellular component: cytoplasm. The transcript is spliced from 4 exons. Gene Ontology annotation, molecular function: glycerophospholipase activity; metal ion binding. The record is from RefSeq and is a predicted model, not a curated record.
AUGCCCGGCCCCGUCCACACCUACGGCCCAACAUGCCAUCGAUCCACGCCGAAACAGGACCUCGUCGCGCUGCAGUCCUCGCCCACGCCUCCUGAAGUCAAUGCUCAGUUUUUCUACAUCUCUUCUCUCCCCAUCGACGACCCAUUGACUCCCCUUCCAGCUGCCACGACAUCGGCAACGGCAAGAACGACGUCUACGCCGCAGCCUUUCUCGGCUCGAGACUCCAUUGCUUUGGAACAAGCAUGGAGAGCGCUUUCGGAAGCUUUCCCCUCGAAACCCGAUCACAGAAAGUAUAAAUCGACAAAUGCUGCCUCAUUUCAUCGACAUAGUCGCUCACUGGGCGAUCCAGCGGUUUCGGCUUCGGGGCCAAGCUCAGGACCAAGUGUCCGUGCUGGGAUUUUCAUGAAAACAACUAGUGAUAGUAGCUUUGGACCGUCGACCUGGCCUAGGAAGAGGGAUAGUUCUCCGCUGCGGUCACAUAUAAAUUCGGCCAAGCGGAAGAGUACGUCGUCUUCUAGCUCGGAAGAGCAAGAUACCCAUAAUGCUGAAGAUAUCGAUUUCGGCGAAAGUGAUGGUAAUCUAAAAACUUCUGGAUUGAGCGAAACAGUUGGCAAGGAUACAGAGUCGUCGCAAGAAGAAGCGGAGGAUAGCUCUGCAAAAUACAAGAUUCCCGUCGGUGUUUCGCGCCUGCAUUUAGUAGAGCUGCCAGGAUUCAAGAUGAAACCGAUUUACUGGAGUCCGCUUCAUGACAUAUCAGACGUCCUCCGUGCCACGUGGUUCUACAAAAACACAAUGCUUCCGAUUGAGCCUCAUCUUGCCAACGAGCUUGAGAAGGGCUAUCAGUACAUGCGUGCUUGGACAGACACAUGGCAAGAUGAACUCAACAGUUGUGUCGAACACGGAGCAGAUGCCGAAAUGAAGGUCGUAUACAAGUUGUGGCAGAGCGAGUCCAUGACUCGGAGCAGACCUGGUACAGAACAAGGGGGAAAACCAUCCAUAGAUGCCUCCAAUGAAAGCACAGCGGACAAUUCCGAGGAAAUCACAUUCUCACAGAAUCUGGCAGCGAGUGGUUCUGCGCAAAGAACAGAGCCGAAUUCCUACAAGAAUGCUAGUGUAAUCUACGUGGACGGGAAAGACGCCCAAAUACUUCGUCCCAGCCUGCUUCCUUCUGUUUCGAGGAACCGUCGGCCACUUAGUUCUAUCCGCAAAGGACGUCAAAUUGGUAUACCCAUAGUUCGUGGGUUUGACAGGAAGCUAUGGGAUCAACUUCAUCCAUCGAAGCAGACAAAUAUUGAUUUGCGACACUAUUUUAUGCAGCCUCAACCCAGACAUCUCAGAGGCGAACAAGUAUGCUAUGCGUGUGACAUUGAGGGAAGCCGUCCUAAUCCGUCCGACUUGGUUCUCGUUAUUCACGGAAUCGGGCAGAAGCUCUCUGAGAGAGUGGAAAGCUACCAUUUCACCCAUGCCAUCAACGCAUUUCGGAGAUCUGUGAACAUGGAAUUAAAUAAUGAAGAGAUUUGGCCGUACAUACGACCUGAUCAUGGAGGUAUCAUGGUACUGCCUGUCAACUGGCGAUCGACACUAGCACUUGCAGAUGCCGAAAUAGAGUCCUUGAACAAUAACGAUCCUACCGCAAAUCGCUAUACAUUGGAAGACCUCACACCUAACACAAUUCCUGCAAUUCGCACACUUGUCAGCGAUGUCAUGUUAGACAUACCGUACUAUCUUUCCCACCACAAAGAUAAAAUGAUUCGAGCUGUUGCAAGGGAGGCCAACCGAGUGUACCGGCUGUGGUGUAUGAAUAAUCCCGGAUUUCACGAACAUGGAAGAGUGCAUCUACUUGCUCAUUCUCUGGGAAGCGUUAUGGCACUGGAUAUUCUGAGUAAUCAGCCAACCAACCUUCCUAAUUUUGACAUGCAAGCUGCCGAAUUACACGAUGACAUGUUUGAGUUUGACUCAAAGAAUGUUUUUCUCUGCGGGAGCCCGAUUCCACCAAAGGCUUAUAUUGGAAUAGCGAACCUGCUCCCGCGACGAGGUAGAAAUAAACCAGGUAGGGAGGGCGAAGAUAUGCAGCGAGGUGUUGCGGGAGAAGCCAAAAAAUAUGGCUGUGUGGCACUUGACAAUCUUUAUAACAUCAUGCACACCACUGACCCCAUCGCCUAUAAAGUGAACGCAGCAGUGGAUAGCGACUUAGCCGAGUCUCUCAAGCCAGCCCUCGUUCCCAGUUCAUCAUCCUCUCUCUUUUCUUCUCUAGGCAGCAUAUUCAGCUGGAGUUCCGCCAACAAACCCCUGACUAGCUCCGGUCUAUCAAGCACGAUGAUUCCCUCCCGACCAUCUGCCGUCACCAAGCUCCCAUCGAACGUCGAACUGGAGACGCACGAUUUCACUCGCGAAGAAAUCGCAGAGAAACGUAUGUUACUCCUGAACGACAAUGGCCAGAUUGAUUACUACAUCUCUGGCGGCGGCGGUCCCCUGAAUAUCGAAUAUCUGAACAUGUUGAGCGCUCAUAGUAGUUACUGGAUUUUACCGGAUUUCGUAAGAUUCCUUGUCGUUGAAAUUGCGCGGCGACAGGAUAAGGAUGGUACGUUGUUGGCCUUACGUGCUGAGAAGAAGAAAGGCUGGAAGGCGUAA